AUGAAUGAUACAACUUCUGGGAGGAGGUUUAUUCUACUGUUCUUCAUUUGUUGGUAUGUAAUGGUUGCAGCAACGAUGACUAUUACGGUGUUGGUGGCGAACUUGGAAGUCCUUCAAAAACUGUAUUGUGGAGUGUACAUUACACUCAUCUUCUUUGCAAUCGGUGUAAUCUCCAUUGCAGUAUUGAUGCUUGUCACGAAAAUUCACGCGAUUCCACUGAUGAAUUAUAUACUGAUAUCAGUGACUGUGCUCACAUGGUCCUUUGCUUAUGCUGAUAUAACUAUAUUCCUAAAAUUAUGGACUCUGCUAGCAUGGCUUAUAGCGUUAGCUUUUGCUACGAUAGCAGUGAUACUUGGAUUUAAGUUGAAAAGGCAGAAGAAGAAAGUGAACAUGAUUAUAUUAUAUGUCGCAAUCGGUCUAGGAGUUCUGAGUAGCAUUUUGCUUAUUGUUCAACACUUCACUCAGAAGAUACCAGUAAUAGUACCUGGCGUGAUUUUCGGAUUGACAGUGAUAUUA
Messenger RNA from Trichobilharzia regenti, 516 nucleotides. The record is from the annotation of a GenBank genome assembly. NCBI's taxonomy places the organism in Eukaryota, Metazoa, Platyhelminthes, Trematoda, Strigeidida, Schistosomatidae.